Chenopodium quinoa (quinoa) is the source of this 1484-nucleotide messenger RNA. RefSeq names its product protein SRG1-like. The transcript has 4 exons. Bases 155 to 1270 code for a protein of 371 amino acids. The record is from RefSeq and is a predicted model, not a curated record. NCBI's taxonomy places the organism in Eukaryota, Viridiplantae, Streptophyta, Magnoliopsida, Caryophyllales, Amaranthaceae.
AGGACAAACGACAACAUUAACUCAGCUAAAAACUAAUAUUGUGGUGUAGAAUAAUCGUUUGCAUAUAUUCAUUGAAGACGAAAUAUCAUACAAGUAUACUUCUUAUUUUACUUCAUUCAUAAGGUUUAGGUAGAUUGGAACAUAAUAAAAAAGGAUGGAGAAUAACAAAACAGUAGAAGUGGUUAACUUUGGAAAAUCUGUUAUAGUGCCAAGCGUACAAGAGCUAGCUAAGGAGUCCACCACCCAUGUUCCUUCUAGGUACGUGAGAGUUCAAGAGAACGACAACGACUCAACGAUGGACUGUCCGAUUAAUCAAACAUCCCCGGUAUCAGUUCCGGUGAUUGACCUUCAAAGGCUUCUUCAUGGUUAUUCUAAGGACUCUGAAUUAGACAAACUUCAUCUUGCUUGCAAAGAGUGGGGAUUUUUCCAGGUGAUAAACCAUGGGGUUAGCAUUUCAUUGCUAGAAACAUUCAAGGAAGAGGUAACUAAUUUUUUGAAGCUUCCAAUGGAGGAAAAGAAGAAAUUAUGGCAACAAGAAGACAAUCAUGAGGGAUUUGGGCAGUUGUUUGUGGUUUCGGAAGACCAAAAACUUGAUUGGUGUGAUAUGUUCUACGUAAUUACUCUUCCUCCUAAAUUAAGAAAGCCUCAUCUUUUCAAUAAUUUGCCUCAAAAUAUCAGGGUUAUCAUGGAAGCUUAUGCAGUAGCAAUGAAGGGCUUGGCUCAGACUAUCUUGAAUCAUAUGGCUAAAGCACUAGGGAUCAACGAGGGCGAGAUGGUAGAGUUAUUCGGUGAAGGAUGGCAAUCCAUAAGAAUGAAUUACUAUCCACCAUGUCCCGAGCCUCACAAAGCUAUAGGGAUCACGCCUCACUCGGAUGCAGAUUCCCUCACAAUCCUUUACCAACUGAAUGACAUCCAAGGCCUCCAAGUUAAGAAAGAUGGGAAUUGGGUGCCCGUUAUACCCCUUGAGAAUGCUUUUGUGGUAAACCUUGGAGACUGUAUGGAGAUUUUGAGCAAUGGAAUAUAUCGAAGUAUUGAGCACAGGGCAACAGUGAACUCGACGAAAGAGAGAAUAUCAGUUGCUACAUUUCAUAGCUCCAACAUUGAUUAUGAAUUAGGACCAGCUAAGAGCAUUGUUGGUCCCCUUAACCCUCCACUUUUCCGAACGGAACCAUUGAAACAAUACUACAGGGGGUUCUUUGCAAGAAAGCUAAAUGGAAAAUCAUAUCUAGAUGUUAUGAGAUUACAACAAGGGGAUCUCAACACCAGUUAAAAAUAUGCAAAGCCUAGUAGGCAGAUCUAUGAAUGUAUGUAUUGUGGGUAGCACGAGUUUUAUUACUCGGAGUGUUUGAAAUUAAGCUUGAGGGAAAAUAAGCUCGUCUCUUAUGAAAACAAUGUAUGAGUUUGUUUCCAAAUAAUAGUUUAUGAUGAUAGACAAUAAACUACAAAAAAACACUUCAUUUUAUAUAUUACUCCUCCAUCUUUAA